Messenger RNA from Alosa alosa (allis shad), 780 nucleotides. RefSeq names its product transcription factor HES-5-like. The coding region runs from base 41 to 583 and encodes 180 amino acids. Gene Ontology annotation, molecular function: RNA polymerase II cis-regulatory region sequence-specific DNA binding; protein dimerization activity; DNA-binding transcription factor activity, RNA polymerase II-specific. The transcript has 2 exons. NCBI's taxonomy places the organism in Eukaryota, Metazoa, Chordata, Actinopteri, Clupeiformes, Clupeidae. Gene Ontology annotation, biological process: regulation of transcription by RNA polymerase II; anterior/posterior pattern specification; regulation of neurogenesis. The record is from RefSeq and is a predicted model, not a curated record. Gene Ontology annotation, cellular component: nucleus.
GAUAGUCUUCAGAACUGUUGGGGCGCUUGAAAAGACUUUGAUGGCAUCUCUCAAAAUCUGCAACCUGAGGACAUCCUCAGUGAAAGAUCAAAUGAAAAUAAAGAAGCCAGCUGUGGAGAAAAGACGCAGGGAUCGCAUCAACAGCAGCAUUGAAAAGCUGAAGCUACUGCUCAACAGUGAACUUAAGACCCACCAACCCAGAAGCAAGCUUGAAAAAGCCGACAUCCUUGAGAAGGCUGUGCUCUACAUAAAAGACUCCACGCGUCAGAGGACAUCGGCAUCUCCUGACACCGGACCUGGAAAGAGUUACGCAGAAGGAUACCGCAGGUGUUUGGAGGAGACUUUCUGCUUCUUCGCAGGUCACACCGAGCUGAAAGAUUCACAAGCGAUGCCGAUGAAACACUACAGUACGACGCCGCUUGGUGGUAGCACUGGGCUAAGUCAUGCCCUACCAUCGACCAGUGAAGUUUUGUACCCUUCUUCAAAAAGUUCAUCCACCAUCAAGCAGCCAAUGUGGAGACCAUGGUGCAGUGAACGAGUGACACUGCGAAAAAAUAGUAGACUUUCGGUAUUCACAUUUUAGGCCUACCUCAGCUUCAGCAACCCUUGAUGGUGUGACUCCAUUCAGGCCAGAUUUGUCCUGUAAAUAAUUGUAUUGUAAAGAAUCUGCCUAUAUAAUAUCUGUUUUAUAUUAACAGAUUUUAUAGGGCAUAAUGUUGUAUAUCAUAUUGAUAUUGUGUGUCUUCUUCAUUUGUGAAUGCGUGUGUGUGUGUGUGUGUG